Molecule: messenger RNA, 384 nt
Organism: Ostertagia ostertagi
Lineage: Eukaryota; Metazoa; Nematoda; Chromadorea; Rhabditida; Trichostrongylidae
Source: the annotation of a GenBank genome assembly
AUGCCUCAGGAAAUCAGCGCAACUUUGAGGCCAAGUGAAGAGAUGCCGAAGCUGAAGAAGCGUGUUGGCACUUCGUUCUCGAUUGCCAGAAGACAUUUCUGCAAGAGCCGACAAGGUGAGUGUGUUUCUUCUUUACUAAUGCAAGUAUUCCAAGCCGAUAAGUUGAGUCAGUUGGAGACUGACGUCGAGCUACACAAAAGAAUUGUUAUGGCCGCAGAACGCCUUGCGAAAGACAAAACAAUGAAUAAGAGCGUGCGGAAGAAGAGGCAAAAGGAUUUUCAUGCGGCUGCAAUGAAACUGCGUGGACUGGAGUUGGGAUUGAAUCAAAUGCGCUUGAGCGCUAGCAAACCGGAUGUCAGUUCAAUGGAGAGUAAUGGAAGUGGA